Messenger RNA from Condylura cristata (star-nosed mole), 999 nucleotides. It is a transcript of the gene BCR, whose product is annotated as breakpoint cluster region. NCBI's taxonomy places the organism in Eukaryota, Metazoa, Chordata, Mammalia, Eulipotyphla, Talpidae. The transcript is spliced from 2 exons. The record is from RefSeq and is a predicted model, not a curated record. The annotation marks the transcript as partial.
CCCGCCGCGCCCGCCGACCGCGGCCACCCCACCAGCGUGGCGGCGCUCAGGUCCAACUUCGAGAGGGGCCGCAAGGGCCAAGGCCCGGCCGCCGACGCCGACAAGCCCUUCUACGUCAACGUCGAGUUCCACCACGAGCGCGGCCUCGUGAAGGUCAACGACAAAGAGGUGUCCGAGCGCAUCAGCUCGCUGGGCAGCCAGGCCAUGCAGAUGGAGCGCAGGAAGGCCCAGCACGCGGGCGCGGGGGACGCGCCCCGGGCCUCGCAGCCUCCCCGGGGGCGCGCCUCGGACAGCGGCGCCGGCGGCCCCGACGGCGACUACGAGGACACCGAGCUGAACCCCCGCUUCCUCAAGGACAACCUGAUCGACGCCGGCCGGCCCCCCUGGCCGCCGCUCGAGUACCCGCCCUGCCCGAGCCUCCACGUCGGGGCCAUGAUGGGGGAGGCCGAGGGCCGGGCCCCGCCGCCGCGCCGCCACAGCACCUCGGAGCAGGAGCGGCGCCUGACCUGGCCACGCAGGUCCUACUCCCCGCGCAGCUUCGAGGACAGCGGCGGCUACACCCCGGACUGCAGCUCCAACGAGAACCUCACCUCCAGCGAGGAGGACCUCUCCUCCGGCCAGUCCGGCCGCGUGUCCCCGAGCCCCACCGCCUACCGCCUCUUCCGCGACAAGAGCCGCUCCCCCUCGCAGAACUCCCAGCAGUCCCUGGACAGCAGCAGCCCCCCCACGCCGCAGUGCCAGAAGCGGCCGCGGCCCGGCCAGGUGGUGGUGUCCGAGGCCACCAUAGUGGGCGUCCGCAAGACGGGGCAGAUCUGGCCCAGCGACGGGGACAGCCCGUCCGGCAGGCCGCCGCAGGAGGGCGCCUUCCGCGGAGACGCAGGUCGGGACCGAGCGGUGCCGGCAGCUCCCGGGCCCUGGCCGCGUCGCUUCACUCGCAAGUCGGAGCAGGUGCGAGUACGAACAGAAGGAAGCGAGGGAGGCCACAGCCACUCUGACUAA